AUGAGCCACAUCAUUGGGGUCGGGGUCGAUCUCUUGCACCUGCCUCGCUUCGCCGCGCUGUUGAACCGCAAGUCUCCCGAGCGCCUGGCGAAAUAUAUUCUCUCGUCGUCAGAGCACCAGGCCUUUGCGGCAACAUAUCAGGAAGAAACACGGACAGCUCUGUUGGGCGUCCAGUUCUGCGACCUGCAGUUGAUUCCCCCAGAGCAGCGCUCCAUUUUUUAUUUCUUGGCAACGAGAUGGACUGCAAAGGAAGCUGCCUACAAGGCCUUGAGCCCCCGGUACCGCCUCGCAUGGCAUGAAGUCACCAUCGCAAAGGACGGUCGACGGCCUUGCUUGCUGCUAGACGCCCAGUGCAAGUUGGCCGCCAACGUUUCGGCGGCUCAUCUAUCUAUAUCGCACGACGGCGACUAUGCCGUGGCCGUUGUGACCUUCGAGGGACAAACCAAGUCGAAUCUAACUUGA
This is a messenger RNA of Polychytrium aggregatum, 462 nucleotides long. Its product is annotated as 4'-phosphopantetheinyl transferase superfamily. Bases 1 to 462 code for a protein of 153 amino acids. The transcript has 2 exons. Gene Ontology annotation, molecular function: holo-[acyl-carrier-protein] synthase activity; magnesium ion binding. NCBI's taxonomy places the organism in Eukaryota, Fungi, Chytridiomycota, Chytridiomycetes, Polychytriales. The record is from RefSeq and is a predicted model, not a curated record. Gene Ontology annotation, biological process: fatty acid biosynthetic process.